CUUUUUCGCAACGGGUUUGCCGCCAGAACACAGGUGUCGUGAAAACCACCGCUAAACCUAAACCAAAAUGGGAAAGGAGAAGACUCACAUCAACAUCGUCGUCAUUGGACACGUAGAUUCGGGCAAGUCUACCACUACUGGCCAUCUGAUCUACAAAUGUGGUGGGAUCGACAAAAGAACUAUCGAAAAAUUUGAGAAGGAGGCUGCUGAGAUGGGAAAAGGCUCCUUCAAGUAUGCCUGGGUCUUGGAUAAACUGAAAGCUGAACGUGAACGUGGUAUCACCAUUGAUAUCUCCCUGUGGAAAUUCGAGACCAGCAAGUAUUACGUGACCAUCAUUGAUGCCCCAGGACACAGAGACUUUAUCAAAAACAUGAUUACAGGCACAUCUCAGGCUGACUGUGCUGUCCUGAUUGUUGCUGCUGGUGUUGGUGAAUUUGAAGCAGGUAUCUCCAAGAAUGGGCAGACCCGUGAGCAUGCCCUUCUGGCUUACACACUGGGUGUAAAACAACUAAUUGUUGGUGUUAACAAAAUGGAUUCCACUGAACCACCCUACAGCCAGAAGAGAUACGAGGAAAUCGUUAAAGAAGUCAGCACCUACAUUAAGAAAAUUGGCUACAACCCCGACACAGUAGCAUUUGUGCCAAUUUCUGGUUGGAAUGGUGACAACAUGCUGGAGCCAAGUGCUAACAUGCCUUGGUUCAAGGGAUGGAAAGUCACCCGUAAAGAUGGGAAUGCCAGCGGAACCACACUGCUUGAAGCCCUGGAUUGCAUUCUGCCACCAACUCGUCCAACUGAUAAGCCCUUGCGUCUGCCUCUCCAAGACGUCUACAAAAUUGGUGGUAUUGGUACUGUCCCAGUGGGUCGAGUGGAGACUGGUGUUCUUAAGCCUGGUAUGGUGGUCACCUUUGCUCCAGUCAAUGUUACAACUGAAGUAAAGUCUGUUGAAAUGCACCAUGAAGCUUUGAGUGAGGCUCUUCCUGGGGACAAUGUGGGCUUCAAUGUCAAGAACGUAUCUGUCAAAGAUGUUCGUCGUGGCAAUGUGGCUGGUGACAGCAAAAAUGACCCACCAAUGGAAGCAGCUGGCUUCACAGCUCAGGUGAUUAUCCUGAACCAUCCAGGCCAAAUCAGUGCUGGAUAUGCACCUGUGCUGGAUUGUCACACAGCUCACAUUGCCUGCAAGUUUGCUGAGCUGAAGGAAAAGAUAGAUCGUCGUUCUGGAAAGAAGCUGGAAGAUGGUCCCAAGUUCUUGAAAUCUGGGGAUGCUGCCAUUGUUGAUAUGGUUCCUGGCAAACCUAUGUGUGUUGAGAGCUUCUCUGACUAUCCUCCUCUGGGCCGUUUUGCUGUUCGUGACAUGAGACAGACGGUUGCUGUGGGUGUCAUCAAAGCAGUGGACAAGAAGGCAGCUGGAGCUGGCAAAGUCACCAAGUCUGCCCAGAAAGCUCAGAAGGCUAAAUGAAUAUUAUCCCUAAUACCUGCCACCCCAGUCUUAAUCAGUGGUGGAAGAACGGUCUCAGAACUGUUUGUGUCAAUUGGCCAUUUAAGUUUAAUAGUAAAAGACUGGUUAAUGAUAACAAUGCAUCGUAAAACCUUCAGAAGGAAAGGAGAAUGUUUUGUGGACCAUUUGUUUUUUUUUUUUUUUUGUGCGUGUGUGGCAGUUUUAAGUUAUUAGUUUUUAAAAUCAGUACUUUUUAAUGGAAACAACUUGACCAAAAAUCUGUCACAGAAUUUUGAGACCCAUUAAAACAAAAGUUUAAUGAGAAACCUGUGUCUUGUUUUGGUCAACACUGUAGCCUUUAUAGUAUUCAGGUAAAAGAUUGGAGUUGCACAGAACCUUAUUUCUAGUGUUUAAACUGAAAUUUGGGUUAACUUUUCCUGGAUAGGAAACUUGGAAGUUUUUUCAUCUUGUUUAAGGGCAAGAAAGUUAAAAUACAUAGUAAAAACAAAGUAAAAGCAAUGCUAUAGGAAAAGGGUCUGUUGGCGCAACACACUUUCUCUUAGAUAAGCAAAGUAACACCAUAUGAUAGUUUAUAGAAACAGGUUAAGUUCUGUAAUACCAAAGUCCAUGUGUUGCAUAUAAAAUUUGUAUUCUAUCACUAUGAAGUAAACUUGUUAAUGGCAUGUUUUUGUUUCCUUAGUUACUGGAAUGCAUUGUCAUAUAAAUGUUGAAGCACCCUAAAAUGUGAGGCAUUUGAUAGCAUUUUACUUCAUAGUGGGGUUAAUUGUAUCUAGAUAGUAGAAAAACAGCUGGAGUUCAGUCACUUAAGAACUUAACAAAUUCAAGGUUGGGUGAAGAGGGCACAAACCCAGUUUGAAGAGGUGCAGUGGGAAAUGUAAGGAAGGACUCCUUUGGAUUGGAGUGUAGGGUAAGCUUUAUAAUCUGAAAAUGUCUUGGAGGUUUUGCUGUCAUUCCAGUAACAUCACCUAAUGAAGGGAAUACUAAAAGAUGACAGUUUGAAGUUUAUGAUAAACAAGAUGAAAAACCGCUUUUGAGAAGAGUGGUAACCUACAACAAAUUGUGAAUUUUAACAGUAUUUGGGUGACAACUAUCAAAUUCUUGGCUUUGGAAAGCUGGCGAAUGCUUCUUAAUACUGGUAUAUUUGAGAUACUGCUAUGUGGAUUUUGAGCAUUCUUUAAAGACCCUAUUUGAUCCUAAAACUUAUGCUUUAUGAAAGGGAAGUCAUUUCUUUAAGCUGCUUUGAAGUGUGGCAGAAAGCAUACAGGACACUUUGUAAUUAAUGACAAUGCUAAGUGGAAUGUCUUACCAACUUCUGUAGAAAGUGACUGCAAUGGAAAAAUCUCCAUUUAGUUCUAAACUAGGUAAAAUGGUCUCAACAGUACCACCAGGGGCACUGAUGAGGCCUAUAAAUUAGAAACUAAUAAAAGAAUUUCACAACUUAAAAGGAAUUA
This is a messenger RNA of Canis lupus familiaris (dog), 2907 nucleotides long. It is a transcript of the gene EEF1A1, whose product is annotated as eukaryotic translation elongation factor 1 alpha 1. NCBI's taxonomy places the organism in Eukaryota, Metazoa, Chordata, Mammalia, Carnivora, Canidae. Gene Ontology annotation, biological process: translation; translational elongation. Gene Ontology annotation, molecular function: GTP binding; translation elongation factor activity; GTPase activity. The record is from RefSeq and is marked validated.